This is a messenger RNA of Colossoma macropomum (tambaqui), 5898 nucleotides long. RefSeq names its product regulation of nuclear pre-mRNA domain containing 2a (gene rprd2a). The coding region runs from base 25 to 3441 and encodes 1138 amino acids. NCBI's taxonomy places the organism in Eukaryota, Metazoa, Chordata, Actinopteri, Characiformes, Serrasalmidae. Gene Ontology annotation, molecular function: RNA polymerase II complex binding. Gene Ontology annotation, biological process: mRNA 3'-end processing. The record is from RefSeq and is a predicted model, not a curated record. The transcript is spliced from 10 exons. Gene Ontology annotation, cellular component: RNA polymerase II, holoenzyme.
UGAAGGAGGACAGAGGGCCUGAAAAUGGCGGCUGGAGGUGAAGCCGUGAGCGGCAAUAGCCGCGGCUCGACCGCUGUUCUGGAGUCGACCUUGGACCGCCGUUUUCAAGGAGUAACAAACACAAUGGAGUCAAUUCAAGGACUGUCGACCUGGUGCAUCGAGAACAAGAAACACCACAGCGUUAUCGUGCGCCACUGGAUAAAGUGGCUGCGAAAGUCGGACGCAUCUCACAGACUCAAUCUCUUCUACCUGGCUAAUGAUGUCAUUCAGAAUUGCAAGAGGAAAAAUGCCAUCGUCUACCGCACGACCUUCACUGAUGUUCUUCCAGAGGCGAUUAAGCUUGUCAAUAAUGUGAAAGACUCACAGGUGCGCAAAUCUGUGGAGAGGAUCCUGUCCAUCUGGGAGGAGAGGAAUGUUUAUUCAGAGGAGCUUAUUAACCAGCUAAGGACUGGUCUGAUCCAGAGAGAAGAACCACCAGCUCCUGUCAACCCAAAGGCAGCACUGAGAUCCAAGAUAGUAGCUGAGUUUGUGCCCUCGGCAUUCAUUGAGCAACUGACGAAGUACAGGAACUCCAUGGAUGAGAUUGAACUAAGAGAGAAGCAGCUAGCUGCUAUGAGAGUGGAUGUGUGCAGCACAACGGCUUUAAAGAAACUCAAAGAUAAGGCAGGGGGCAAGCGAUUUUCUAAAGAUUUUGAGGAUGGUAGCACAAAGCUGCAGGACUUUGUGGCCUUUCUGGAUGGACAGGUCAAAAAAGGACCUUCCUUGAUGGAGACUCUAGAGAAUGCAGACAUCUUCUAUGAAAUGCAGUACAAAGAGGUCAAAAUUGUUACAAAAGCCUAUCAAACUUUUGCCAACCGAGUAUUGCAUCUCAAGCGCAAGCUGGAUACAAUCAAAUCCUCUUUACCUGACCCCAAUGACUCGCCAGUCCCCUCUCCUGUUGAAGAUGCCCCCUCACCCACAGGCUCCGAGUCACCCUUCCACAACCUGCCACGUAUUGGUACCCCAGACCCAGAGCUGGAUGGCCAAGCUAUGGAGGAAGACCUGAUUGCCUUGGGUGAUGCCCCUAGUCCACUCUCAUCUCCUGGCGACAAAGACAACCGUGAGGUAGAAGACAUGGAGCUCUCUGAUGUGGAGGAGACAGAAGGGCCAGCCAUCAUAGUGGAAGAGCGAGUGGAGCAGCCUGAUCCUGUGAGUGAAUGCAGUGAAAGUCCUAGGCUUGGUGUCACUGAACCGUCUCAGUCAGGUCAGGCCGAACCAGCGAAACAGGUCACAACCCCAGCUGCAUCAGUGACUCCAACAACCACGUCACUUCCCAUUAACCUUGCUGGUGUGGAUCUAGGCAAAAUCAGCUCCAUCCUUAGCACACUCACAAAUGUUAUGAAGAACUCUGGAGUAAGCCCAGCAUCCCGCUCGUCCACUAGUACUUCAAGCACCUCUACCACAGCAAGUUCAUCUCUGAAAACCCCAACCACCUCUGCCCCAGCAGCAGCUCCUGCACCCAACCCACUGGCCAGCAUGCUCUCCAGGGUGGACUUCAACCCCAGCACCCUGCUCAACGCCUUGUCUAAAACCCAGGCGCAAGGAAUUGGCCUUCAGGGAUUGUCAUCUUUGCUGAACAGUCAGACUGGAAUGACCUCUACUCCUUCAGGCUCAGAUAUGGACCCAUCCCCAGACCCCACUCUCUUAGCACAAGCCCAUGCAUCUCCCAAGACCACUUCAGUGUCAUCUACUCCACCAUUGGCAAGAGGCUCAACCCCUCAAAGAGUUGUUCCUCUCCAGCCUUCUCAGUCUCCCAACAUUGCGCAAACCAGAGAUCUUCAGACGAAUGUGGAGAAAGAUAAAGUAGAGCAUAUUCCCUCUGCCAUCUCUAGCCUGGAUUCCAAAAUUGAUAAUUUCCUGCAGGUGAAUCCAGGAAUAAGAGGCUUGAAUAUGGGUUUCCCAUCUGUUCUUCCCUGGCCUAAGGCUGUUGAUAGUCCCUUAGCAAGCACAGAGAACCUAGGGGGGACCCCUGUGAGGGAUGAGUCUGGUGCUACUCCGACUCAAGAUGAAGUCAUGGAUGAUCCUGUAGCACAACCGUUCAUGUAUAAAGGUGGGCCUCUCCAAACGCCAUCAACCACUGCAGCUUUGGCAGCCAAUUCUGCACCCCCAGUGGAUAGAGAAUCAUCAGUGGCCACUUACACUAAUGAUUCAUGGCAAGAACAAAGAAUUCAUGGUUCACAGUUUGGUCCUGGGGCACAAAAUGGAGGAGAGAUCUACCAGAGGGAUUUUACAGCAAAACAGGACUUCAGAAAUUCUGUGCUUUCUCCUGCAGAAGCCAAGGCUGGACGCAGUCAACAUGUAGAAUCUCUGCUGCCAUCAUCCAUGCCAAGCAACAAUCAGUUGUCAACUGAAAACUCUGAAACCAUGGAGCGGAUUGGCUCAGUAUCUCAAAGGGCAAAGCCUUAUUCCGUUAUUGGUAACGCCGGAGACAAUACUGGCUUAGCAGGUGAUGGUUGGUAUGGUAAAACAUAUGGAGAUAGUCAAGAGCAGCGUGUGGCCAGCUCUGAAGCAUAUGGAAGAGAACCAUACCGCUCUGCAGAACCUAGCCAAGAUCCAAAUGUCAAUUCUCCUUCUGAUUUCUUUAACAGCCAACUACCCCCACUCCCACCAAUCCCCCAGCUUCCACCUCCUCCACAAGAUUUUUUGCCUCCAGUUGGAGGUGGAGUCAAAGAUUCUGUUGAGCACCUGGAUCCUGCCAACGAGAUGCAGGCUGGUGGUCAUGUUCCUGAAUAUGUUGCAGAAAAUCCUGUUAGUUAUGAAGAUUAUGACGAACGUGUCCCCCAUCACAUCCAGGCAAAGGAGCCUUUCCAUGGCCAUAUGAAUGUGUCUGGGCCUAGGCAUCGUGCUGCCCCUCCACGCUUUGGCCCUCCAGGCCCUCAGAAUGGCCCUUUGGACUAUAACCAUCGUCCCAGAGGCCCUGUACAUCAUCAGCGCCACCCUAGUAUGCCCCCCCACCGCAUGAACCCUCCCUCUGCUGUAAGAGGCUACCAUGAGGCUAGUAGUCCUCCACAGUCUCAAUCUGAGGAGCCCUGUGUUGAUCCAUACUUUAACCACCCCCCUAGUAGCCCUUCUCCUCCUUCUUAUGAGGCUGAGCACCCCCCCUCACCUCAGUCACACGGGUAUUAUGCUGAAGACAGAGAUCUACCACCACGCCACCCGGAACAUAGACUACGUCCUCAUCUUGAACACAGGCCUCCUGCCCCCCAUCCCUAUCGUGCUCCACACCCUGGUCAUUACCCACCGCAGAGACCUCUCCGUCGUCCUCCUCCACCACAUAUGCCAUAUCCCAGCGAACCACAAUUUCAGAGAGGCAAGAGACAUGGCCCUCCUUUUGCAGGACCUCCCAGAGCUGGGGGUGUGUUUUACCCCCCUAAAAGACCUUUCUUACCACCACGCUACUAAGUGAUUGAUGAACUGAUGAGGUAUCCAUGUCCAAAUGCUAUAAUAUUGGACUAGCAGACAUGAAGCUUUCUGCUGGCAACCAUGCAACGUGGAUUUGAAUGUUUGGUUCCUUCACUAGACCUCAUAAGAUAGCUGCACUAAUUUACAUUGAUGGACAAGUACAUAUAAUAAAAACCCACGUACACUCAUUGGUCUUGGGCAUCUUGAAGAUCUGUGCUCUGAAGUGAGUUGGGGAUGGGAUUUGAAAGUCCUUUAAUCUCUACAUGGACUGUGAAGAAAUCAGUGAGAAGGGAUGAUUACUGGUGGAGAAGAAUGGAGCGAACCCCUUUUGAAAUGCUGGUGGCAAGAUGGAUCAGGCAAGCGGACGACCCUUGAAAUUGCAAGAUAAAGAAAGAAUGAGGUGCUCCUCCUUUUAUUUGAUAGUGUUUUUGGCAUUGAAUUUAUUUCCAGUUAAAAUGCAAUAUAUGGAAUGAUUUUAUUCUGUUCAUCCAUCCCUCUAAACAAAAAGUGUGUGUGUGUGUGUGUGUGUGUGUGUGUGCGCGUGCUCGCCUGAUUGAGUUUGGAUGUUUGUCUAAACUUUUCCACUGGCACUAAAUAGUAAUUACAUUUCAAAAUUUCUGCAUAAGUUCAUCCUUAAUACGUAAACAGUCAUUUGGAGUAAUUUCAUGUGAAAUGCUCUGUUCUGGAGAAAUGACUGAGAAUUGUUCAUAGCGGUGUUGAUGGGAACCAAAUGUCCGAAAUGUUUAUGGCUCUGAAAGGUCCAUCUUGGAAAGCUAAUAUAUGAAAUGGUUAAGAAUGCAUUGCCUGAUGCCUGAAACAAUGUGUAUGGUAGAUUUGUGAUAAGUUUUGGACUAAAAUAUAUAUAUUUUUAAAUAUACAUUCAUGGUGUAGAGGUGCAUAUGGGGCUUCUUAGCAUCCUAAGAAGACUAUUUUACCAUUAUCAGUAUUACAUAUAAAAACAGAAAGCAUGUGUAGGUUCACUGGUAGUUUUGGACAGUAAAGAAAGUGGCCAUAUUUGUGUUGCAGACCUCUGGUUCCUAUUACCAUCACUAUGAAAAGUUCUGACUGAAGGCACCAUUCCACAUCUAACCACUCUUACUGAAUGUUCCCAUCUCUACAGCUUGACUAUGCAGACGAUUUUAAAAUUCCUAUUUGAGUUAAAUAGUUCUAUGGGUUUAGAUUAAUCCAAAUAUUAUGUUUAACCUACCAAAAAGUCAAUUGCUGCGCACUGAUUUUGAGUACUCAGUUUGAUAAUUCAUUCAAGUUCACUUCAGUCUUCGUGUACAGCACUUUCUACAUAGACUACAUUCAGUAGACUAUUACUGUCUGCUGCCAUGUAGAGGGAGAUAUUUAAACCGUAAUAGGUUAUGGAUCUGAGGCCAAGUCGUACAGGUUUCGCUUAGACGUGCAUGGUGUCCAUGUAACCGUUAGAGUGUGGCCCUUACAGACUAAACGCUGUAAUCGUCCUUCAUGGAGAGUCGGGAAAUGCGGCACUGCAGAGGGAAAAUGCCUCAUUUCGUGUGUGGGGGAGGGAAAGAAGGACGUUAAAUGGGGCAAUGGUGUCUUAAAUGACUGAAGAUGCUGAAGAAAAGAAGUUAUUCUCUGAUGGGGCCAGAAUCAACAUAGCGUUCUUUCCUAGUUCCUGGAGAUUCUUUAUUGUACAGACUUAAAUAAAGUGUUUGGAAAAACUCCAUGGUGGAGUGUUUCUCAACCAUGGUGUCUCUGAGUCUUUUCAUCCCAUCAUCUUCAGAGGCUGCUUUUGUUUGGUUUGCAUCAUUUUCUGACAAGGUUUCAUACUUGUUUAAAAUAUUACGAAGCUAAUUUUCAUUUGCAAACUUUUGUUAAUUGUUAGUGAGGCACUGCUCAAUGUUUACUGUAUAUAGCUUUUCAUUAUCGUACUUUUCAGACUUAAUCUUUUCAUUUCAAAUAAAAUGCUAAAACCUUAAACUUGUCGGUUCAAGGUUGAGAAUAAUAAAUUAUAAUUGUCAUUUAAAUGUUUGUGAUAGUUGUCAGACUGUUGCGUUUGUUCUAUCUUUUCCCAGGUCUACAAUGUACAUAUAUCAGUAUUUUAAGUAAACUGAUGUGCAGUUCUGCCUGUAAUGUUUAUGCACCCUACACUGUAUUGCACUGGAACUGACAGGUUUAAGAAGAAAAGAAAAAACUCUGGGCAAAUUUGAGAAGCCUCUGAAAAGUCUAAGAAGCAUUCUCUAUCCACAUGUUCCAGUACAGAGGGUGAAAUUGCGAUCAAGGCUUAAGUGACUAUUAAAAUUAAGUAAAAGCUGAUGACUUAAAUUUCUCUGAUUAAAAAUCCACUUGAUUUUUAAAGUACUUCAAUGUAUAUAACUGACAAAAGCAAACAGGACCUGCAGACGUCUGCAUUGAUUAAAUGUUUUCCUGUGAACUAAAUGCUAAACAGUAACACUAAUGAGCAUCAAAAGUAAAGGUUAAUUCCUGGUG